Candidula unifasciata is the source of this 474-nucleotide messenger RNA. NCBI's taxonomy places the organism in Eukaryota, Metazoa, Mollusca, Gastropoda, Stylommatophora, Geomitridae. The record is from the annotation of a GenBank genome assembly.
UCAUGGAGUCUACCGUCAUGCAGUCUACCGUCAUGCAGUCUACCGUCAUGGAGUCUACCGUCAUGCAGUCUACCGUCAUGCAGUCUACCGUCAUGGAGUCUACCGUCAUGGAGUCUACCGUCAUGCAGUCUACCGUCAUGCAGUCUACCGUCAUGCAGUCUACCGUCAUGGAGUCUACCGUCAUGCAGUCUACCGUCAAGGAGUCUACCGUCAUGGAGUCUACAGUCAUGCAGUCUACCGUCAUGGAGUCUACCGUCAUGGAGUCUACCGUCAUGCAGUCUACCGUCAUGGAGUCUACCGUCAUGCAGUCUACCGUCAUGGAGUCUACCGUCAUGCAGUCUACCGUCAUGCAGUCUACCGUCAUGCAGUCUACCGUCAUGGAGUCUACCGUCAUGGCAUGGAGGGGUGUCAACUGACACACUCCGCAGAAUGUGCAGAGGCGUGAUCCCUAACGCCAUUCAUCAAGGCACUUGA